GCAGCCUCUGCAUUUUUGUCUGUCUGAAUGCUAGGAAGGCGAAAAAACAUUGAGGAGAAGAAGAAACUGAAGAAAUGUGAAAAUCCAACGAACAUUUUCAUGGCCAACGGAAGUCGAUGCAUAAGGAGUUAUAUUGGGACUCCUUUUUGCCUCGAAACCUCGGAUCAAAAUGCUCAUAGUAGAGAAGACAUCAGACUUCCCGUCAGCUGAGUUCUCUGUGGUGGAGGAUGUGACUCUUCAUUUCACCUGUUUGAUGGACAGGUUGAACGAGCAGCGUCUCUUCCAGCCUGACCUCUGUGAUGUGGACAUAGUGUUGGUGCGCCAGCGCAGUACCUUCCCUGCCCACAAGGGGGUGCUUGCGGCCUACAGCCCCUUCUUUCACUCCCUGUUCUCCCAGAGCAAGCAGCUGCGCCGUGUUGACCUGUCUCUGGAUGCCCUCAGCUCCCAGGGCCUACAGCAGAUAACUCCUAUCUGUCUCUCCUCCCAGGGCCUACAGCAGAUCCUUAACUUCAUCUACACCUCCCGUCUGUUGGUCAGUAGCCGUAGCGUCAGAGACGUGCUCAACGCCGCCACCCUGCUGCAGAUGACGGACAUUGCAGCUUCUUGCCGUGACCUCAUCAGCAGCCAAUCGCUAAGGGCCGCGGUAGACAACCUGGCCAAUCAGGAUGGCCUGGGAGAUCCUGAUUCCAUGACAACGACCCCCGGCAGUCAGCUGUACCGGGAGAUCAAGCAGGAGGCAGAGUUAGGGAGGGCAGAGUUAGAGAGGGUGUACACUCGGGAGGGGAACAGCCCUUUCUCUGUGAGGGUGGAGGACGGACAUGGAAAGAGCCAGCAGCAUCACCCUCCCUCCUCCCAGACCUCCUCCCAGUCCCAGGCCAAGCAGUACUACUACCAACAAGAGGACAGGGAGAGUGGGGGAGGAGGAGGGAGGGGUCUGUUUAAGCUGGAGGGGGGCGGGGAGCAGAUCAUCGUAGAGGUCAACUUGAACAACCAGACACUCAACGUCUCCAAGGGGUCAGAGAGCAAGGCUGUCGCCACAUAUACCACCGCCACCGCCAUGUUCACCCGCUCCCAUGGUGACCAGAGGAACGAGGAGGAAGAGGAGAACAAGGAAGAGGAUGAUGAUGAUGAUGGGCAGGUCGGGGAGGAUGAAGAGGAGGAGGAUGAAGAGCAGAGAGAGAGAGGGGAGGAGAUGGAGAACAGCAGUGAAGAGGAUGAAGAGGAGGAAGAGGAAGAGGAGAACAAUGAUAUGAACAUACCAGCAGAGGAGUCUAUUAUGAUGAACAGGCCUUGUCCGGGGACUAGAACCCUGGAGGUCGCCACGACAACCAUGCGGCAGACCCUUGGUGACGCCACCCUUGCCAACCGUCACCAGGGCAGGAAGAGGAAGCAGAACCCUGAGAGUGUAGGUCAGAUGGUCAGACUGGAGGAGAAGCAACACUUCCCCUGUAAGAAAUGUCCCAGAGUCUUCAACAACCGCUGGUAUCUGGAGAAACACAUGAACGUCACUCACAACCGCAUGCAAAUCUGCAACAAAUGUGGAAAACGCUUCCUUCUGGAGAGUGAACUACUACUGCACCAUCAGACCAACUGUGAGAAGAGUAUACAGUGUGUAACGUGUGGCAAGGCCUUUAAGAAGCUCUGGUCUCUCCAUGAGCACAACAAGAUUGUUCACGGUUACGCUGAGAAGAAGUUCUGCUGUGAGAUCUGUGAGAAGAAGUUCUACACCAUGGCCCACGUCAGAAAGCACAUGGUUGCCCACACCAAGGACAUGCCGUUCACCUGUGAGACGUGUGGGAAGUCAUUCAAGCGCGGCAUGUCGCUAAAGGUUCACUCUCUACAACACUCUGGAGAGAAGCCCUUCAAGUGUGAGAACUGUAACGAGAGGUUCCAGUAUAAGUAUCAGCUUCGCUCCCACAUGUCCAUCCACAUCGGACACAAGCAGUUCAUGUGCCAGUGGUGUGGCAAGGACUUCAACAUGAAGCAGUACUUUGAUGAACACAUGAAGACACACACUGGAGAGAAGCCGUAUAUCUGUGAGAUCUGUGGGAAGAGUUUCACCAGUCGUCCCAACAUGAAGCGUCACCGCCGGACCCAUACGGGGGAGAAGCCGUACCCUUGCGAGGUGUGUGGUCAGAGGUUCCGUUUCUCCAACAUGCUCAAAGCGCACAAGGAGAAGUGCAUCCGGGUCAGCAACCCCAUGGUAACUGACAACAACGACUCGCUGGGUGUCGACCCCCCCUCCCCAACUGUUUCUGCGGACCCUGCUGCGAUUGGUCAGGUGGUUUUAGGGGCGGUGCUCCCGGGGGCAAUGCACCACCAUGCCACGCCCCUCUCCCUCCCCCUGAUCCACUCCCUGGGGGGGCUGCCCCACACCCCCGCCCCCCACCUUCCCCUUUUCCACCCUUCUUCUCUGUCAGGAUGGGCUCCAACAUCUAGCUAACGCACUCCGCUCUGCUAACAGACCAGACCGCUAGCAUCCAUCUACUCUACAACACUCUGCUAACAGACUGCUAGCAUCCAUCUACUCCACAAUGCUCUGCUAACAGACUGCUAGCAUCCAUCUACUCUACAACGCUCUGCUAACAGACUGCUAGCAUCCAUCUACUCCACAACACUCUGCUAACAGACUGCUGGCAUCCAUCUACUCUACAACACUCUGCUAACAGACCGCUAGCAUCCAUCUACUCUACAACACUCUGCUAACAGACCGCUAGCAUCCAUCUACUCUACAACACUCUGCUAACAGACUGCUAGCAUCCAUCUAUACAACACUCUGCUAACAGACUGCUAGCAUCCAUCUACUCUACAACACUCUGCUUACAGACUGCUAGCAUCCAUCUACUCUACAACACUCUGCUUACAGACUGCUAGCAUCCAGUCAGCCAACCCCCCCGCCCCCCCUCCCUGGACCCCCUGAAGUACUCAGACUAUCUAUGAGAGGAGGGGGAUUUACAGGAGCAGAGCGAGACAUGGAUGGAAGUAGGAUUCCUUCAUAUAACCACAUCUCAGCCUGAAGACCAAGGCAGCUUAACUCGGCUCUGGUCUCUGUGUGGAUUCUGCAGUCUGAAGAACAAGGCAUCUUUACUCGGCUCUGGUCUCUGUGUGGAUUCUGCAGUCUGAAGAACAAGGCAUCUUUACUCGGCCCUGGUCUCUGUGUGGAUUCUGUGGUCUGAAGAACAAGGCAUCUUUACUCGGCCCUGGUCUCUGUGUGGAUUCUGCAGUCUGAAGAACAAGGCAUCUUUACUCGGCCCUGGUCUCUGUGUGGAUUCUGCAGUCUGAAGAGGUGAAGGAUCAUACAGAAGCUUCUUGUAACAUAAACAGUAUAAAUGCAUACACCUACCAUGUGGAAAUGUUUUUACCGUGUGGAAUAGUUCACCUCUGCCCUAGCCGUUGAGAGUUCAGAGGGACAUGUAAAAUGACAACAUACAUUACAUCUGUCGUUUCAUUGUUUUCAUUCUGCUUACCACAAAGCCACACCCUUUAAUAAGACCAUGCUUGUAGCACAAUGUAACAUUGGUCAGAUUAACACCUCCUCAGACAAACUAGUUACUGGUGAGAUUAAUGACCCCUUCUCAUAUUAACUAGCUAUUUACUGGGUUGAUUCUGGGGCCUAAACUCCUCCCCUAGUUGGUCUGUGUGGAAGGAGUUCUCUACAUAAGGUUAUAUGUGGAAUGAUUUCUGUCUGACAGAAGGUUCUAGGUGUUCUGUGUGGAAUUAGUUCUCUACAAAAGGUUCUAGGUGUUCUGUGUACAGUGAGUUCUCUCUGAAAGUUUACCUCUCUGUCCUAACAGAGGUAUAUGGUGCCAGACGUCUCAUGCAGAGCCCUGUCUCUCUCUUCUCCUGAUCCUCAUCCUCCUCUCCCCUACCCUUCUCUCUCCUCCCCUCCUCUAUCGUCAUCCUCCUCUCUCCCCCCAUCUUCA
This is a messenger RNA of Oncorhynchus mykiss (rainbow trout), 3923 nucleotides long. The record is from RefSeq and is a predicted model, not a curated record. NCBI's taxonomy places the organism in Eukaryota, Metazoa, Chordata, Actinopteri, Salmoniformes, Salmonidae.